Oncorhynchus masou masou (cherry salmon) is the source of this 4627-nucleotide messenger RNA. Its product is annotated as growth arrest-specific protein 7-like. Gene Ontology annotation, molecular function: actin filament binding. Bases 209 to 1621 code for a protein of 470 amino acids. Gene Ontology annotation, biological process: neuron projection morphogenesis; actin filament polymerization. The record is from RefSeq and is a predicted model, not a curated record. Gene Ontology annotation, cellular component: actin filament; cytoplasm; plasma membrane. The transcript has 14 exons. Lineage: Eukaryota; Metazoa; Chordata; Actinopteri; Salmoniformes; Salmonidae.
UCCCGUAGGUACACACACUCAGAGAAUAUCAGCGCAGAGUUAAGGAUUCUAUUGCCUACUGUUGGAUUGUUGCCAUUGAUGCGCUAACCAAUCAACAUUACAAGUUAUACAAUAAAUUAUACUCUGAAAGAACUAAGUGAUUCUCGAGGAAGGGGUCAGUCUGUGUGAAUCUAGGAGCGGACCCGACGUUUUCCCAGAGAAGAUAACGAUGUCUGGCUCUUAUUGCAAAAGUUUAUACUCCUUCAGCGGGGACCAACAUCAGCAGGGUUUGACUUUCGAAGUGGGAGAAAUCAUAAGGAUAGUUCAUCCGUUGCCUGGCGGCUGGUGGGAAGGAGAGCUGGAUGGAGUCAGGGGAUGGUUCCCAUCAAGUUAUGUUCAAGUCUUAGAGAAAACUGCGUCUAUGACCUCACUGCCGGUUGAGGACGUAGGAGAGCCUCUCCCUCAACACUGGAAGUGCUACAUGUCACCACAGGGGCGGCGCUACUAUUUCAACACCUCCAGCAACGAGACAACAUGGGAGAGACCUUCCAGGGUACCUGGGAACCCCAACACCCCUCUGAAACACACCUCACUACCUACAGUGAACGGGUUUCGCUCCAGUGGUAGUCCGUUGCAUCAGAAUGAACAUUCCCAUAUCAGUCUGGUCAAAAAGCCUAGUUUAGAACCACAGAGUCCAUGUCCUAUAUCCAGGUGGCAACAAAGAGACUCCAUCACAAUUAACUGUGUAACGUUCCCCCUCCCUAUGAGUACACCUGAACAGCAGCUGUUAAAGCCAGAUGAGUGGAGCUACUGUGAUUACUUCUGGACGGAUAAGAAGGACCCUCAGGGGACAAGCUGUAUCUCAGGGUUUGAGGUCUUACUGCAGAAACAGCUGAAGGGGAAGCAAAUACAGAAAGAGAUGGCUGAGUUUAUACGAGAAAGGAUAAAGAUUGAAGAGGAAUAUGCCAAGAACCUUGCCAAGCUGUCACAGAUUCCCCUCGCGGGACAGGAAGAAGGUACUCUUGGGGAAGCCUGGGCUCAGCUAAAGAAGAGUCUGGCUGACGAGGCCGAGGUUCACCUCAAGUUCUCCUCUAAGCUCCAGAGCGAGGUGGAGAAGCCUCUGUUGACGUUCAGGGAUAACUUUAAGAAGGACAUGAAGAGGUUCAAUCAUCACAUCGCAGAACUACGGAAACAGCUGGUUGGACGACACUCAGCCGUGGAGAAGGCCCGUAAGGCUCUAGCGGACAGACAGAAGGACUUGGACGUGAAGACCCAGCAGCUGGAGAUCAAACUAAGCAACAAGAUGGAGGAAGACAUCAAGAAGGCUCAGCGGAAAUCCACACAAGCAGGAGACGACCUGAUGCGCUGUGUCGACCUUUACAACCAGGCGCAGUCCAAAUGGUUUGAGGAGAUGGUGACCACAAGCCUGGAGCUGGAGAGGCUGGAGGUAGAGAGGGUGGAGAUGAUACGACAGCAUCUGUGUCAAUACACCACCUUACGGCAUGAGACUGACAUGUUUAACCAGAGUACAAUGGAGCCAGUGGACCAGCUGCUACAGAGUGUGGACCCAGCUAGAGACAGAGAGCUCUGGGUCAAGGAGCAGAAGACAGGAGACAUCAGGCCUGUGGACAUUGAGAUAUAACACACCUUGUUCCCAGGGGUCACACACAUGUGGAUCCACAAGCCUGGAUCUUUACGGGGGCGUCAAUGUCACUUUGAGAUAUUAUAGACAUCCUGAGAGAUCUGGAUGACUCGCUCCACAGCUCCACAGACAAAAGUCUGCUCUUUAGAGAGCGAGCACCACCACCAGACAGUGUUCAUUAUGACCUAGAGGAUUCUAUAUGGUAGACAGACAGUGUUCAUUAUGACCUAGAGGAUUCUAUAUGGCAGACAGACAGUGUUCAUUAUGACCUAGAGGAUUCUAUAUGGUAGACAGACAGUGUUCAUUAUGACCUAGAGGAUUCUAUAUGGCAGACAGACAGUGUUCAUUAUGACCUAGAGGAUUCUAUAUGGUAGACAGACAGUGUUCAUUAUGACCUAGAGGAUUCUAUAUGGCAGACAGACAGUGUUCAUUAUGACCUAGAGGAUUCUAUAUGGUAGACAGACAGUGUUCAUUAUGACCUAGAGGAUUCUAUAUGGCAGACAGACAGUGUUCAUUAUGACCUAGAGGAUUCUAUAUGGUAGACAGACAGUGUUCAUUAUGACCUAGAGGAUUCUAUAUGGCAGACAGACAGUGUUCAUUAUGACCUAGAGGAUUCUAUAUGGCAGACAGACAGUGUUCAUUAUGACCUAGAGGAUUCUAUAUGGUAGACAGACAGUGUUCAUUAUGACCUAGAGGAUUCUAUAUGGUAGACAGACAGUGUUCAUUAUGACCUAGAGGAUUCUAUAUGGUAGACAGACAGUGUUCAUUAUGACCUAGAGGAUUCUAUAUGGCAGACAGACAGUGUUCAUUAUGACCUAGUGGAUUCUAUAUGGCAGACAGACAGUGUUCAUUAUGACCUAGAGGAUUCUAUAUGGUAGACAGAAGUUGUUCAUUAUGACCUAGAGGAUUCUAUAUGCAUGAGGGAGUGUGAGGAUAUGUAUGCCGACCGGCUUGCUUUUCUUUUAUCUAUUUAUUCAUCAUUAACUGUUCUAUAUGCUAAGUGUUAAUGGAAUGUCUAAUUCAACCGUUUUUAAGUACAAAGUGUUAAUGGAAUGUCUCAUUCAACCGUUCUUAAGUACAAAGUGUUAAUGGAAUGUCUAAUUCAACCGCUCUUAAGUACGUGUUAAUGAUAUAUCUUAUUCAAACUCAGCUUGCAAGCUAAUCAUGAUUUUUUUUCCCUUACUCAUAGUUACUUGUUUUAAAAAAGUGGUUUACUCCAAUAUCUACUUGUUUUUUAAAUGACAUGGAGACAAACAAAGUGGCACAUCUUGAGUUCAGAUGUAGUUUUUUUUUUCAAAAUCCACAAGUAAAACCGUACACAACUUCACUGAAAUGUUCAUAGAUAUAAAAAAAUAUAUUUUAAAAAAUUGGGCAGAUAAUUUAGCUGAUUUAAGAUAAAAACUUCAACGCUGUUAUUUUAUUUGGCACCUAGGCACUUACUAUAGUCAUUUAUUUAUUUAACUUAACAUAGCCUUGGAGUCCACCUUUUUGGUAUUUUGUACCAGUUUCCAUCUCUUUACAAAGGUAUGGUCUUCAAACUUUGGAAGAUGGCAAAGCAUUUAAUAAUAAGACGAACUGAUUGGACUUUUCUAGACAUCAGUGCUUUCAAGACAAUUGAGACCUCUGAGAAUAAAACUAGCAUCGACAGGGGGAAAAACGUUUUGAACAGUCAUCCAACUCUGAAUUACAAGUUGUAAACUUUCUAGAGCUCACAGUUGUCUUGAAAGCACCAUUAGUUAUUUGGUCGUCAAACUUGAACUCAAAAUAUGCCGUUUCAAAUAUGAGGCAUUUCCCGCAAACCGGAAUACCGUCAUCACUCUCCCUCUUCUGAUUGGUCGGGUAGAUGGGCCUUCUGAGCCGGAAUACGCGUCAUCACACUCCUUCAUCUGAUUGGUCGGGUAGAUGGGCCUUCUGAGCCAGAAUACGCGUCAUCACACUCCUUCAUCUGAUUGGUUGAGUGUCUGUGGUAACUAGUGAUGACCUUAUAAUCACAGAUAGAACAAUGAGACAGAUAUUUCACAGGAUGUAUAAAUGUGAAGCAUACGGUUGGCGUUUCCACUCACUACCAAAUAUGGUAGUGAGAGGAAGUCCACUGGGGGUGGGGGGCAGUGGGAGAAGAUGGAACAAGAUGGAUUUGGCCGACAUUCCUGCACAUUUUCUAAUUGUUUAAACAUUUGAUCUCAGUACAGUUUUCUGUUCCCAUAACUAGAAUAUAUUAUGAACAGAUAUUAUGCAGAUAUAUUCUAGAAUGUGCUAAUAGGAUAUUGCUAGGGCAUGCUUGGCUCUGCUCACCUCCUUCCUUGUUCUUCCCAUUGUGACUAAUUUGUUCCCAUUGGAAAUGACAAGCUGUGGUCUAUCUUGGUUUAGUCAUGAAAAUCUUUGUUAGAAUUGUCUGUAUAAACACACUCAGUAAAUUGUUGACCAACUGAAAUACUAACACAGAGUUAAUUAGGAAAUUUAACAGCUACUGCUGCUGCUAUGUAAUACAACGUACAUCAAAUGCAAUCAAAUGUAUAGAUUAUAUUUUAUCUACAUGUGAACUAUGAAGUGAGGUUUUUAAGGUGAAUGUUGAUGUAAGAAGUAUCAGCUGAUGUAAGAAGGGCUUUAUAAAUAAAUCUGAUUUGAUUCUGGGUUGUUUUUGACAGAUGUGAAGUUUUGAAGAAAGAUUGACACAAAUGUAACACAUCUGUUAUGAGUACAAAAGGGGGUGCAACUCAAUGUUAGCAAGAUGUUCCUAAUGUUUUGUACACUCAGUGUGUUUGUCUAUACUGUAUAUACACACACAGUGCACAGGAGUGCGGGUACAGUUGAAAUGAAUAAUGGACUUCUAGUAUAGCGUUGUCUUGUAUCUAUCCGGUAAGUAUUACACAUAUAGACCUACAGUUCUACUGUCCAAUCAGAUGCAUACAUGUUGUAUAGAGUGUUCCAUUACUUUCUGGUUCUAAAACCUUGAAAGUUCCAAGGAUUCUACAUGGACAUAACUCCUGAAUGUUUGUCGUUAAUGUU